ACAAACCUGCUGGGACUUGUUUAACGUGGGCCUAGAUCCUCAGAACAAACACUUGGGUCUUGGGGGAGAAAAUUCCCUAAUUUGUGAAACAGGAAAUAGAGAAACCAACCCCCUGGGCAGGGCUGGGAAAACUGACCAGACUUCCAGUGCUGAACCCUCAGCCUGCUAGCCAGGGGCUGGUGUGACAUGGAAAGGGGGCACCCACCAGGGAGGUGCAGGGAAGAUGUCCCUGCCCCUCACAUCCAGCUGCUGGCAGUGGGGAGGGUGUUGGGUUCGUACCAUGGGGUUGUAUCAGCCCCUGGGUAGUAGGUGUGUGAUGGAUCUGCAGGCAGAGACAAGGGGUCUCUCCUUGUUCUCUCACCAUGGUGCCCCUGGCUGCUCUCAGCAGUGUGGGGAUAGGACUCUGCCGACUGUUUCUCUCUCAGCGCUUCCAUUUGAUUGGCUGCUUUCUCCCAUGAAUAGGGGGGCUGUGAGUGGGGAGCAGGUACUGAGUGUUGGACUCUUGCUCUUUCAGGGGCCGGUGACCUUCGAGGAGGUGGCUGUGUAUUUCACCAGGGAAGAGGGGGCUCUGGUGGACCCCACUCGCAGAGCCCUUUACAGAGACAUCAUGCAGGAGAACUAUGAGAAGGUGACCUUGCCGAGGUUUCCAGUUUCCAAACCCUCUGUGAUCUCCCAGCUGGAAGGAGGGGAAGAGCCGUGGGUCCUGGAUCUCCAGGAUUCAGAGGAAAACGAGAUCCUGAGAAGUCCCUGGACAGGUGAGGAAACAUUAAACCAACCCAGAAACUCAGGUGAUGGGGUGGUGUGGGAGAGCGAGGAGCAGAAUCCUCACCAGGAAGAUGCUGAGCUCGCCGAAGCGCAUGGGGAAUUACUGCGAAGAUCCAAAGGGAGCGUGUCCAGCCCCCGUGAUCAGGGAAAAGGUGAUGAAAGUUACCAUAGACAAGAGAGAGAGUAGGGAAACCACUCAGAGGAGAGAGUGGAUGAAUCCAUUAAUUGUC
This is a messenger RNA of Gopherus flavomarginatus (Mexican gopher tortoise), 995 nucleotides long. RefSeq names its product zinc finger protein 620-like. NCBI's taxonomy places the organism in Eukaryota, Metazoa, Chordata, Testudines, Testudinidae. Gene Ontology annotation, biological process: regulation of DNA-templated transcription. Bases 224 to 952 code for a protein of 242 amino acids. The record is from RefSeq and is a predicted model, not a curated record. The transcript has 3 exons.